AUGGGUAUUGUGCGAUCCUUGGCCCUUUAUGGGGCCCCAAUUUGGGCAGACUCUUUGUCAAAUCGAGAUAUUAUUCUCUUGAGGAAGCCGCAGAGAACUUUAGCUAUCAGAAUUACUCGUUCAUACCGGACAGUUUCUUUUGAUGCAGCGUAUCUUCUUGCUGGAUCAUUGCCAUGGGAUCUAGAUGCAAGAGCUUUAUCGUCAUUAUUUCAUUGGGAAGAAGAGGUGAUUAAGAAUAGAGGCUUUCGUCUGGCUCUAAUUGAGAUGAACAGGGAAAAGGAUAAUUUGCGGAGAGAAGCUUUAGAAAUUUGGUCUGAGAGGUUGACGAAUGUUGAUUUUGGAUUAAGAACGGUUUCUGCGAUUAUGCCGGUUUUUGAUGCUUGGUUGACAAGGUGCCAUGGCUUUUUAUCUUUUCGUUUGGUGCAGGUGAUGACUGGGCAUGGUUCCUUUGGUAGGUACUUGUGUCGUAUUGGUAAAAGGCCUAAUGCGGCAUGCUACCAUUGCAGUAGUAAUGACGAUUCUUCGGAGCAUACAUUGGAAGCUUGUCCUGCUUGGUCUGUUGAACGCAAUGCUCUUUGUGCAGUUGUUGGCGGAGACCUCUCCUUACCGGCUGUUGUUCAUGCAAUGACUCAAAGUGAAAGACAAUGGAAGGCGAUGCUCGCUUUCUGUGAUACUGAGAUGUUGCAGAAAGAGAGAUUUAAACGUAUCGCUGCUAAUUGUAGUCGUCUAUUUGAUGGGGUCCAGUGCAGACCAGCUGCUGAAGCGGGCACCAACAUCACUCUGAGUUGUCCCAGCUAUGUCUUAUCCUUUGAUCCAACCAGAACCACUCAAAUCGCUUGCACGGACAGCGGAAUCUGGGCAGACGGCGGUGAAUCACCAGAUUACAGCAAGUGCUAUGACGACAAUUCAAAAUUGACAAACUUGACGACGGCGGGAUGGAUAAAUAUUGCCGGUCACGGUGUUUACACUAUCUUUACGCUGAUCACCUUGUUGACUAUCUUUUGCAAUUGACACAACAUGAGUCGCGGUCAAAAAUGGGUGCUCGUCAACCAGAAGAUAGCAGUUCUCUGCGGAAACGUUUCUUCCAUUGUUUGGUCUUUCAUGACCCUUGACAGCGAUGAUGUGCUGUUGCAGAACUUAGUGACAUGUCAAAUACUGCAUGUAUUGAAAAACUUUUUCGCCAUGGCCAAGUUUAAUGGGAUUUUUUCUGAGGCGAUAUAUAUCUACGACUCGUUCAAAAAUGCAACAUCCAGAUUCAACAACAACGUGCGCUGGUUCUUGUUCUUGGAUUGGGUCGUUCCUGCCAUCGUUAUGCUAUUCUACGUCGCUGUGCGCGUCUUUUACGAUCAGUCUACGUAUUUCUGCUGGGUCAAGGACAGCAACGCAACAAUUCUUAUAAAUAUGGCUAUUUACGGAGCCGUCGUAAUGUCGUUGGGUCUUUUCGGAAGAGUCAUCAUAAUGUCGCUCGGAACUUCUCUUAACGAAGGACACCAACGUCUUGUUAGAGGGGCGAAAGCGAAUCUCUUCACAACCUUGCUGGGGGCCUCUCAGUAUCAAGUUAUGUUCAGUGCCGCUUCAAAGGUGAGAAUUAGCGCAGCCCACAAAAUUGCAAACGCAGUUAUAAACAUUUUGCAGGGCCCGAUAGCGUUAGUAAAGUUCGUGUUUAUUAGGAGGGAAAAUUUGCGAGCUUUCCCCUACUGUCUCUUCCCUCGGCCGACCGCGCAACCACUGGAACUACAUAAAGGGAACGGUGGGGCACAAAGCUUCUCGGGCCCGCCAUCACGAUCUAAUUCACAUUCAAGUGGGGAUGUCGCUGGUGCUAGUCUCAACGUGAAUGAAUGUCUAUCCAGGGAAUUAACAGUCCACGAUAGUAUAGAACAACAGUCGAAGAACCAGAGUAAUGUGUAG
This is a messenger RNA of Leptosia nina, 1908 nucleotides long. NCBI's taxonomy places the organism in Eukaryota, Metazoa, Arthropoda, Insecta, Lepidoptera, Pieridae. The record is from the annotation of a GenBank genome assembly.